Messenger RNA from Penicillium taxi, 885 nucleotides. Its product is annotated as fumarylacetoacetate hydrolase family protein. Gene Ontology annotation, molecular function: acetylpyruvate hydrolase activity. The record is from RefSeq and is a predicted model, not a curated record. The coding region runs from base 1 to 885 and encodes 294 amino acids. Lineage: Eukaryota; Fungi; Ascomycota; Eurotiomycetes; Eurotiales; Aspergillaceae. The transcript has 5 exons.
AUGUCGAAGAUAGCAUCUACUUUUACGCGCCUGGUGCGCUUCAUUCCCAAGUCCAACCCCACCAAAGUUCUUAUCGGCGAGCCGGUUGAUGCGCAAUUGGAUGUGGGGUUAGCUUUGUAUCAGGGCAAGGAGGUGGAAGUUCGCCCAUUCUCAGGCUCUUCGGUCUUGAGACCAGGUCAGGCGACCGGAGAAACUGAGAGUAUUGCGCGUAUCUUGUCGCCGCUUGCUCAGAGCGAAGUUGGGUCGAUUCGCUGCAUUGGCUUGAAUUAUGCAUCGCAUGCAAGGGAGAUGUCCCUUGCGAUCCCAGAGGUCCCUACCCUGUUCAUUAAGCCUUCCUCAUCUCUUGCCGAUCCAUGGCCUUCGCCCACUGUUCUACCCAAGAUCACCCAAGCGGAUAACACUGGCGAUUAUGAAUCUGAAAUGGUAAUUGUCAUUGGUCGUGAUGCCAAGGAUGUAUCUGAAUCUGAAGCCCUUGACUACGUCCUGGGUUAUACUGCCGCCAACGAUGUAUCUAGUCGCACCUGCCAGAUGAAUCAGAGCCAGUGGUGUUUCUCUAAGGGAUUUGACGGCUCUUGCCCAAUCGGCCCGGUUCUUGUCUCCACUACCCUAGUUCCUGAUGCAACGAAGUUCCAGAUCCGCGGCCUGAAGAGCGGCCGCGUGAUGCAAGACUGUCCCUUGACUGACUUGAUUUUUACCGUUCCCCAGCUGAUUAGCUUUCUUUCUCAGGGCACUACAUUGCCCGCUGGCACUAUUAUUCUCACCGGCACCCCGCCUGGCGUUGGUGCGGCCAAGAAACCGAAGGAGUUCAUUAGCGCUGGAGACGAAUUUGCAGUGGAGCUACUGCCCUACGUGGGCACGCUCAUCAACAAGAUAGAGCACCAGUAA